This is a messenger RNA of Cydia strobilella, 4991 nucleotides long. RefSeq names its product mucin-2. Gene Ontology annotation, cellular component: plasma membrane; cell junction; cytosol. The coding region runs from base 345 to 4901 and encodes 1518 amino acids. Gene Ontology annotation, biological process: peptidyl-tyrosine dephosphorylation; signal transduction. The transcript has 12 exons. Gene Ontology annotation, molecular function: protein kinase binding; protein tyrosine phosphatase activity. Lineage: Eukaryota; Metazoa; Arthropoda; Insecta; Lepidoptera; Tortricidae. The record is from RefSeq and is a predicted model, not a curated record.
GCCUGCGAUUUAUUCAUUUUCUAACUUGGUUUAAUGCAACCAUUAUCUCGUCGGCCGGCCGUGUCCACUGCUCGCAGAUUACACACCGCUCAGUUCCCUCGCGAGCCUUGGACGCGCCGCGCGUACUGCCACAACUGUCAAAAUUCCCGCGUAAAACUUUUUAUAAAUAAACGAGUGACUGUGGAUUAUUGUAAACAGUGUUUGUGUUGGUUUUUAAGUGUCGGAUCAAACUGAGGAGAUAACAAUGUUUGCGGAGUAAUACAUGGCGGGGAGGAUAAUGAUGGGACACAGGCUUCUGGCAAGUCAUUAAGUAUUUUCGACACAAAGAACAAAAUGAAGUUAUAAUGGAGUCACCAGUAAGAAUAUCCUUAGGUGCAGCAUUAGUAGCAUACCUGCUACUAUUAAGCAGCACCCCAGCUGGCGGCAACGCGCUCCCGCUUGAAACGACCCCGGGCACCGUCCGCGACGACCGGCCCCGGCCCGCCCGGCUCAACGCCACCUGGCUGCGCAGCCGGCCCCGGGGCCUCGACCCCGUCCUCAACGAACUACCCAAGGGCUCAGCCUCCGAGGAACACACCGAGAAAAAUGCCAAGUACAAACAAAGAGGAAGGACUCGUUAUUACUCGCGCUCCACCACAGUAAGCCCUCUGAGAAGGGUUAGAACCUCAACCGAAGAGACGAUCCCGGGAGUGAUCAUAGUGACUCCGACGGCGGAAGUAAAGAAGCCAGAGCAGAUAAUGGAUAGCAUGAGAAACUAUAAGAGAACGAAAUUGCCAGUAAGCACAAGUACCACUACGGAAGAUAGUAAAAGCGUGGAAGAUGAUGAUGAGGACUCAUUCGAGAAAUUUACUAGCAAAUUUGAUGACAACAAUUUCUUUACUAUACCUGGUUUCGGUGAUGAUCAUGGAAAAGAUUCUAAAAAAAGUCCAAGUGAUAAGUACAGUGAUUAUACAAGUACAGUACUUAGCUCCUUUUCUAGUUUCCUGCCCAAAGAUGAUGAUGAUUCGCCCUACAAAUCGAAUUUCUUCGAUUUUGAUACUGACUUGACCACGCCUAAACAUGAUUUCUUCGAUAGAAAAUAUCAAGAAGUAUCUUCAAGUAUUAUUAAGAAUUUGGAUGCUAUCAAGGCAAGAUCGCCACCACCUAACGUAACAAAUGUACAUAUAAGUGAAAAAGUAGGUUUAAGCCCAAAACUUACUAAGCCAGGUAAUAGGUCUACUAUAAUUAUCAAGAAUACCAAAGAAACCCGCCUUAUUGACAAUGAUGGAGCUGGAACUAACAACAAGGAACUUUCUGAUGUACACGGCACAAGCGUUUAUUAUGAAAUGUCCGUACUCUCCACCGAAACAUACGCAAUAAACAAUUCUAAUGAAGAUGAUUGUGACAAUGACACAUUACCUUCGGAACCUACAGUUCAGACCCCUGCUGAAGAUGAGUUGGCAUCAAUACAAGGAACUCCGUCAAAUCUUUUCCCUGUUUCCACAAAACCGCUAUUUCCUGAUCCUGAAUUGGGAUCCACCGUGUCUAACUUUUUACAAUCUUCUAGUUCAUUGUCACCUUUCUUUAAUCCUUCAAGUUCAAUACCCUAUUCCACCAUAAAUUCUAUAUCAUCUACCGAGAAGACAACGAGGCCGUUCCCUAACAGCUUCUCCAGCAGAAAUAGAGGGUAUUCUAAAAGACUAAACGGCUUUACUGGGACUAAGGAUUCUCCUAACAACGUCACACCGACAGCCGAUAAUAUACAGACUCGUAAUGUUCGGAACUCUACAAGAAAAUUCCAUUACACGACACCAAAAGCAAAACCAACGUGGAUGACUCCAAGGCGGAAUAUUACCAAAAAUUAUCCGAAACCUACUUAUCCUACAACAAUAUACGCGGAGCAUUUCAGUAUUAAAGAUAGAACGACCACAACUGUCCGUCCAAAACAGUCGAACAAAACCGUCCUAACCACUGUAUCAUCGGACAUAGAUCCCGUUUUGCAAAGCGAUGUGAGCGGUGUGAAGAAGCUGGUGCAGUCUCAGACGAUUUCUGACAACAGUAUUCCAUCGCUGUCUAAGAGGGGGUCGAUGAAGUUCGGGACUACAACAGCGACAUCUGUGGAGGAGGAGACGACGACCACCAGUGAGCUGGAAAUUCCGCCUACACUGACAGCGUGGGCACUUGCUAGCUUAAUAAGCCCUCCUGGAUCGGCAAAUAUAACGAGCUCGACGCAAAAAAGCGUCGAAGAAAACGAGGUGCAAAAAAUUAAUGAAAUUGCAGACAAAAACGAAAUUACUACGAGUUCGACAACUACUACUCAAACUCCAGAAGUGAAUAACUUUACUACCAAAAAGAUUACAGAUAUCGACCAAAACAAGUUGCCUUGGCGACCAGUGCUUCCUCACGCGUUACCUGACCCUGAUAUGAACACGGAGGUUGUUCGAACAGAGAACAAAUCUGAACGCCUACCAGCUGAGAGCAAUAUCUCCGUCCAGAAUAGUCCUCAGCCAAUUACGUCCACUGAAGGAGUAAAAACAGAGACAGAAGUUACAGAGGAUAAUACCAAAGCAAAAGAACCAGUUACUUCUUGGGUACCAGUCACUAAGAGUGAAGUAAAUUCAGGUGGAACUUUUGCUUCUAUUACUAAGUUCCCUAAAGGAGUAACAACGCCACUCGACGAGACUCCUAAGCAAAAUAAUGAAGUCGUUACUGAGGCAAUUACUGAAGAAUCGGCCACCACUGACUAUGAAAUAACGACUAGAAGAUUUUCCUACGUUCCUACAGAAGCUGUGACUGACAAAGUAGAAUCAUCCACAUCUAGUGAAUGGCAUCCAGUGGCUCCGACUAGAACAAGAGCAACUACAAUAGAGGAUAGGUCUAUUACCACAUACAGACCUAAAUAUUAUACCACGACAGAUAAUGCUGAAGAAUUCACUACGAACAUUCCGGAAACAACACCAUUGAUUGAGGUGUCGUCACUAUCAGUAGCUAAUUUAACUAAAUUACAAUCGGAAUCACCCGCACCAACUACUCAAGUUGUGGAUACCACAUCGAUACAGCCAGCAACGCACGCCGCCAUUACAGAAAUAGAAUUGCCUACUGAAACCACAACUGAGAUUGUAAAAGCUACCUUUGCGCAAACUGAAGCUACCACUGAAGUAACUGAUAAAUCAGUACAAACAGAAAGUUCUGAACCCGAAGUAAGUACUAAGGUCUCCGAAACACAACCAAGCGCAAUGAAAGAAAAUAUUUCUGAGGAUAACAGCGGCAGUAACGAAGUUAUAACUAUGGAGACGACAAAAAUGGUUCCAUCUUCAUCGACCACUACUAGUACUAGCACUACAACAACAACAACAACAACCACGACAACUACUACUACAACUCCAGCUCCAACUACAGAAGAGAGGAAAGAAACAACAUCAGAAGAAGAAACAACAACAUCUCAAGUGUCAACUGUACCUGUAGAGAAAAUUGCGGAAACAGAAGUUGACGUAGAAACGACGACAGAGUUGGGGACGAAGUCGAUCGGCGAGUUGGAGGACGUGUCGAGCUACGGCGAUGUGACGACGGAGCGACUCACGCCGAUGGAGGAGGCGGGCUCGGGAGCCGCGGUUGCUAUCGCCGUCAGCACUAUUGGAGUUAUAGCCUUGAUACUGCUUAUUGGAUUAUUGCUGGUGGUACGUCGACGCGGGCGGCGGGGGGUGUACGCGCAGCGUUGUACCCCGGUGUCUUUGGACGCGUACAGCUUGGACAGCGUCAGCGUCGGACAUCGCAAGGGCAACCAGAGGCUAAGGGCUAGCAAAAGGAGCUAUGGGAAUCCGGCGUAUGAUGAUGAGGUGACAUCCCACCCUAUGAACUACGCAGCGCUGGCAAACUUCGCCCUGGACAUGGAAUCCAUGAGCACCGAAUUCGCGGAGAUUCCCUCGAUCACCGUCCGACCUGAUGAAGUUCCUCUAGGGUGCGAAGACAAGAACAGAUACUCCAAUGUUCUGCCGCUGCCAGAGACCAGGGUGCCGCUCAAGAGGGUUGGGAACGAUCCCACGUCGGAGUAUAUUAAUGCUAAUUACAUAACGGGUCCGGGCAACAUCAAGAACUACUACAUCGCGUGCCAGGCGCCGCUGCCCAACACCGUAGCGGACUUUUGGCGCAUGGUGUGGGAGCAGAACUCGCGCGUCAUCGUCAUGCUGACGGAGUACAUGGAGAACGGUGUUGAAAAAUGCUACGAAUACCUUCCUCCAUCAGAAGUGUCGGACAACAAGCGGACCUUCGGCGAGUUCCAGAUCAUGCUCAAGAAACGCGAACAGCGCGACAAAUACGCCGUCUCCAGCGUCCAGCUCAUCAACCUGACGACCAGGACGUGGAGGGAGGUCACGCACCUCUGGUACUUCUGGCCGGCGAAGGGAGUCCCUGAUGAUUAUGACUCGGUGCUGGAUUUCCUUUCGGAAAUGAGGAGUUAUAUGAAAGUUUCGCAGUCAGCCAAAGAAUAUGAUGAAGAAGGUGUAGAAGUAAUUUACGGCGACGGCAGCCGUUCCUCCUACGGCAACCUGUCCAAGCUCCGAGAAGAGGGCAGCCCCGGCAACGGCGUGAACGUAUACUCGCCGGCUAAGGCCGAGGAGAUGAUGCGACGAGGGCAAGCUACCAACGGCACGCUCAGCAGGAUGAAGGCUGCGUCUGAAGUGGAAGGAGUCCGACCAUGUACGGUGGUAUGCGCAAGCGGCGCGGGGCGCUCGUGCGCGCUGAUCGCGCUGGACGUGUGUGCGCGCGCGCUCACGGCGCACGCGGCCGACGUGCCGCGCGUCGUGCGCGAGCUGCGCGCGCAGCGCCCGCACUCGCUCUCCAACCGACACCACUAUGUCUUCCUGUAUAAGGUGCUAAGCGAGUACGGCAACAAGCUGAACGGCGGGGGUGUCGACACCAUAUAAGCCCGCCCCUGCUGACUUCUCUCCAUGACAUUCAAUACUAAUUAGAUAAGUAACGAUUUAUGCCAAUAACCUACUGUACCCGAGAAUAUC